Molecule: messenger RNA, 1128 nt
Organism: Entamoeba invadens IP1
Lineage: Eukaryota; Evosea; Mastigamoebida; Endamoebidae
Product: choline/ethanolaminephosphotransferase, putative
Exons: 1
Coding region: 1-1128 (375 amino acids)
Biological process (GO): phospholipid biosynthetic process
Cellular component (GO): membrane
Molecular function (GO): phosphotransferase activity, for other substituted phosphate groups
Source: RefSeq, a predicted model, not a curated record
AUGGAAAGAAAGAUGUUUAUUUCUGCUGAAGGGAAAAAACAGCUCCACAAUUAUUCGUUCAGAGGAGAGGAUCACUCGUUUUGUGCGAAUUAUAUAUUAGCCCCAUAUCUAUGGGAACCACUGCUUCAAAAAUAUAUCCCGCGUUAUAUAGCACCAAAUAUUUUGACGACUCUUGGCUUCGUAUCAAUGGCGCUGUGUUGGGUCAUUACCGCAUUUGUACUUCCAACAGGCCUAGAGGAAAUGCCAAGAUACUUAUACGUUUUAAUGGCGCUCUUCAUCUUUUUGUAUCAAAUAGCAGACAACAUAGAUGGAAGACAAGCAAGAAGAACACACAACGCAACACCUUUAGGAGAGUUAUUUGACCACGGCAAUGACUCGAUAAUGAUUGGGAUUUUUGCACUAUUUGUUGUGUUAUGUUUACACGUGUCGACUACAUUAACACUUAUUGUCCUUUUAAUGCUCUAUUUGGUCUUCUUCUUAAGUCAUUGGGAAGAGUACCACACCGGUGUUUUGAUAUUAAACGCACUUUUGAACCCAACAGAAUUACAGUUAAUAAUGAUAGCAGUGUUAAUCGUUGAAGCUAUAUACCCGGGUGUGAUGGACUUAGUGAUCUUUGGGUUACAAGUCAACACCACUAUUGCGUAUUGUACCAUUUUGGGUGCAUUUUUAGCGUUUCUGUUUUAUUCAUUCAAUGUGUAUAAACUCGUCACGACAACUAAAAUGUGUCGAUUUAGUAAAAGUGUGACCCGGUUGACUCCAUUUUUGCUCUUCUUUUUUACUAUGGCUAUUUUAUUUGUUUUCGCAAACGAAACGUAUUUACAACAGAAUUUCCAAAAGGUCACAGCUAUUACUAUUUUAGUAAAUGCAUAUAUCACACAAAGAAUUAUUUUAAAUAGAAUUUGUAAAGAAGAAGUCGACUUGUUUUAUUAUAUAAACAUCAUUUUCUGUGUGUUUGUUACUCUUGUUUUACUGGCGUCUGUUGGAAUGACUUGGAUAAACGCCUCUUUGUUGACUACUGUUAUGCUCAUUAUUUCUAUUGCCCAAGAAAUAGUCUUUGCCAUUUCUGUUGCUCGUACCAUAUGCUCAGAAAUCGGAAUUCGCGUUUGGAUGGUCAAAAUAGACGAAUAA